This is a messenger RNA of Perca flavescens (yellow perch), 3287 nucleotides long. Its product is annotated as cytokine receptor common subunit gamma-like. Gene Ontology annotation, molecular function: protein binding; cytokine receptor activity. The record is from RefSeq and is a predicted model, not a curated record. Gene Ontology annotation, cellular component: external side of plasma membrane. NCBI's taxonomy places the organism in Eukaryota, Metazoa, Chordata, Actinopteri, Perciformes, Percidae. The coding region runs from base 40 to 1053 and encodes 337 amino acids. Gene Ontology annotation, biological process: cytokine-mediated signaling pathway. The transcript has 8 exons.
UGCGUCGAUGCUGAGAGCAUCCUGUUUCUGUGUGCCACGAUGCUGAAGAGACUGCUAAUGCUUCUCUGUCUGACAGGACAUGUGUUUGCCAAAGAAACCCCCGAUGUGGACUGUUUGGUGGUGCAUCUGGAAUAUGUUUACUGUUCUUGGAAUAAGCAGGGGACUCCAGAGGUCAAUUACACCUUCUACGGCUGGUUCCACGGUGCCAACGUCAGUGAGUGCCCCUCCUAUCUGUCAGAGAACAACAUAAACACUGGAUGUAACCAGCCCUAUGGCUCACUACUUAAUAGGUUCAACAACUUUUACACCAGACUGGUACAUGAAAACCAGAUUUCCGAGGUGAAGACACAUGAGCUUAAAGAAAAAGUCAAGUUUAAUCCACCAACCAGCCUGACUGUCCGUUAUGGAUCUGACUCUAACCUGUGGCUCAACUGGACCCAGAUUCGUUCUAAUUGUGUGGAAAGUGAAGUUCGCUACAGGAUCAACAACGGGAACUGGGCGUCCUCUCGAGUCAGUAUUGGGAAGCAGGAUUACUGCCUCAACUUGCCCUCCCGCAGUUCCCUGUAUGAGCUGCAGGUGCGGAGCAGAAUGGGGUACGCCUGUGGACUUUCCAAAUUCUGGAGUGACUGGACUGAGCCUGUGGUCUGGGGAUCCAACAACAGCACGGACCCUAAUAAAAUGAACAGUUCAAUGUCUGUGUGGACCCCAGUGCUGUCUGUGGUGGGUGCUCUUAUCCUCAUCAUACUGGUCAUGAUGUUGCUGCACAAUGAAAGAAUCAGAAUCAUCUUAAUCCCUGUGGUUCCCAAGCCAUCCCCAAACCUUCAAAACAUCGAGGAUUGGUUUAAAUUCCCUAAAGGCCUGAAAGAGGGUUUAAACUACAAUGAGCGCCCCUGCCCUGUGCGUGAGUACUGCCAUGUCCGCCAGUCUGACAGCGAGAGCUCUGACUGCUCAACCUGCUCUGUCACCACCGACCAAACCGACUGCUCCGUCUUCAUCCCUGUGAACGAAUCGGACCUGUCUACUCCCUGCUCCUCUUCCAUCUCACAGUUUUAGUCUCAUCUGAGGAAGAGAAGCAGGUUUCUGUUUAGGAGGCAUCUCAAUCAGGUUGAGUCUCUUAAAACUUCCAAAUUGUCUUAAACUGACACAUCUCCUGCAUGACUGCAGGGAUCAGAAAAUGGAUCAAGAUAUGUUUGGUUUCCCCUAUGAGAAGAAACCAGAUAUUUGUUCAAGGCACUUAAAAACAAUUGAUUCAAUUAAAGCUAUUAAUGUUACGGAAUAUCAACAACCUAAUGCAGCAGUUACAGGUAAAAAAAAAAACCUGAUUAUAUUACAAUUUUACAACAAAUGAUAAAUUCUGAACUACUUCAUUUAUAUCACUUUUCAUUAGUGGCAUGUAUUUACUAGCCUACAAAUUAAGACGCACCGCCUGAUUUAAGAAUGACUAUAAGAUAAACCUUUAUUGAUCCCCAGAGGGGAAAUUAGGUUGUUAUAGUAGCAGAAAUACAGCAAUAGUACAGAUAAAUAGAGAAAGUAAAAGAAUAAAUAUUAAGAGGUAUAUAAAAAACUAAACUAAAAUAAGAGUCAAUUUAAUAACAAUAAAAGUCUUAAAAAGGUCAGCACCUAUCAGUUAUUCCUCAAACAUAAAGUGUAUUUUUAAGAGAGACAUGCAUUUUUUUCUGUGUUUUAUGACAUUUGUAUGUGUUAUUUUAGAAUUGUAUGAAAUUGAUCAAAUCUAAUAUCCCAAUAUCUUGGGCAAAAUACAUUAUUGGUGAUGUCACAAUAUUUGUUAUAUGACUAUUUGUAUUUAAUGUGAAGUACUGACAAAAAACACAAUGCAUAAAGGCCAAGAAGAUAGAUAGUUAAAUUCGUAUUGAUCCUAAAAAUUGGAUAUUACAGUGUUACAGCAACAAAAUAUCAGACACACAGCACACAUACAGAAUAUACAUGAAAUAACAGGAUACAAUAUACAUGAAAUAAUAGAAUACAAGAACAAAUAUUUAAAAUAUGUACCAGUUGGGAAUAAAAAUGUACAACUACUUAAAUAGUAUUAAUACAGAUUUAAGUAACCCUAUUGUGCAAGUUGCACUUAGUGCAGUAUUAUGAUGUCUAUGAGUCUUAUCUAACACUCUGUGUGAAGUAUUAAAAAGUUGUAUUGCCUGUGGUAGGAAUGAUUUCUUAUGGCGGUCCGUGCGACAUCGAAGCUGUUGGAGCUUCUUAGAGAAGGUGCUCCCCUGUUGGCCCAGUGUGGUGUGGAGAUGGUGGUCGGGGUUAUCAAUGAUAGAUAACAAUUUGUUCAGUGACCUCCUCUUCACCACAGCUUCAAAUGUGUCCUGUUUUGCAGCCAAAAAGGCAGCUUUCAUUGUUCAUUCACUCAGCUAGUCAAAUUACCACAUUCUAACCCUUUGUAACUCAUGAACUCUCUUGGUUUAAUUAAUGGUUCAAAAUCAUCACUAACUAAUGCUAUAUAUGCAACCUUGGGAGUUGUCAAGUCUAAAAGUCUCUGAGCUCCUCCAACACUACAAAAAAAAUCUGUUUUUAACAAUUUAACGGCUGGAAGGAUUAAUGUAAAAACCCUUUCUUAAUGACUUUACUAACAUCAUUAGGAAAGUUGAAAGAUGUUUAAAUAACAUUUAGAAUUGCGGACAUGGUGAGUUAUUAGAAAGUGAGAAACCAUUGGCAUCUAUUAAUGGAUUAUUAUAUUUAUAACUGCAAAUAUUACCAAAGAGAAAGUAUAAACAGGCAACCCAAAAUGUACUCGUAUUAAAGGCCUUCCAAUUGAUCUAUAAAACAUUAGUAUAUAACUCAUUAUGCCCAGUGAUGAACUGGGAUCAAAAAACAGCCCUGGCAUUUGCAACACACCGGCCCUAUUUUUGUCAAUAACCUUUGUCCUAGGGUCCCUGUCUGAUAGGAUUUUUGCUUUUAGAUGUUUUAUUACAGAAAGUGACCCAUGCCCAAAAUAGUCAUUCUGUCAUUUUAUUACUUAUGGAUGGAAUUUUAGUAAAAAAUAAAAUGAUUCCCUUUUUUUCUGGGGGACCCCAGACCCCUCUUGGAACAACUGUAGCAGGCAAAUAGAAUAGUUUUAACCUAGCCUCAUAUUUUCUGUAUUAUAGUCCCAUAAUUUUGAAUGUAACCUAUCUUAACUGAAUGUACUUUUUCAAUGUGGUUGGACGUUUCAGCAACCUAGGCCUACUUGUAUUUUAGUGUUUGUGUUCAAAAUCUAUAGCCUAUAUCUGUAUCUGGCAUGACCUGUUUUUGAUUAAUAAAUGUACAUGUUUAAAGUUCUGUGA